UACCCCUUCCUCUCUUCGAAUUCCCUUUCUCUUCUCCAAAACCCUAGCCCCACAUCGGCGCCGUAACAUGGCGUCUCGGGGAGGUUACGACGGCGGCUCCGCCACGGGAGGCAAGAUCCGUAGGCGCCCUCCCUCCCGCGUCGCAGCUGCGUCACCCUAUGCGCGCCCGGCUGCUCCUGCUCAUCCAGCGUCACCCUAUGCGCGCCCGGCUGCUCCUGCUCAUCCAGCGUCACACGGCGGUGAAGGGAGCGGCUGGCUCGCCCGUCUCAUCUCCGGUGGCGCAUCGCGCCUCCUCUCCUCUGUGUUUCGCAAGCCGCCUCCUCAGCUCGCCGCGCCUACGCUUUCGGAACCAGAGUUGGUCGACGCUCCUUGCUCGUCGCCGCCGCCGCCUUUAGAGAACGACAUUCUAGAAGAAAACGGAGGAGGGACUGCUAACAAUCUGUCUACUGAUAAUCCUGAAAAUUAUCCCAUUGAUGGAGAUGACAUUCUAAGUUCUUGUUUCAAUGGUAGUAUGGAUCUUGAAGAAUUGUUGAAGCAGAAGACCUUUACAAGGAGUGAGUUUGAAUAUUUGACUGGGUUGUUGCGAUCCAGAACUGUUGGAUCCAAUACAAUGCAGUCAGAAGUUAAUAAUAUAAAACAAACAUUGUCUCCCGAGAAGGAAAAGGGAUCUAGAGACUUACCUGUUGAUUUCUCCAUUAAAUCAUACAGUAUCGCUGAUCAAGUUGCUUCACCUGCAGAACUUGCAAAGGCAUAUAUGGGUUCAAGAUGUUCAGAGGGGGCACCGUUACGCCUUAGAUUGCAUGAACCCUCCUCCCUUUCUGUCAAAUCAAUAGAAUCUGGCACAAUACAAAUAGCUAAAUCUCCAAAGGCCCCACUUCUCGGAAUUUCAAGAUUGUCUGCUUCCACACCCUUUGAUCGCCUUGGAAGCAACUAUAGGACUCCAAAUAAAUCAGCAAUACACAAAAUGUCAUCAUCUCCUUAUUUUAAGGGUCCUGUUUCUUCUAGGGACAUAUGUGGUACUGUAUCUUCAUCAUAUCAGACUGCAAACAGCGUUCAUACAUUUGGCAGGCAGUUCCUGAGGAGGAAGAACAUUGCUCUCAACAAUGAGACUGUGUCUGUUGGCCCCAUACGCAAAAUGCACCAAAGAUAUAACAGAGUAUCAUCACUCUCGGAAACAUGGCCUGGUUAUCGUGAGUAUCCUGGUAAUGAUGCAAGCAAACUGGAUGAAGGUUUCGAACACUCCACACAAACUCAAAAGCGUCUGCGUCUGGCUGAAGUUGACGAUGGCACUCUACGUAUCUGUGGCAACAGUUUUGUUAAAGCACCAGCUCAAUCAACUGAGAUGGCUGCAAAGAUAUUGAAACAGCUUGAUACAUUAGUCCCUUCACCUCCAGAGAAGGAAAGCACACCAGAAACGAAGCAAAAACAUGGAAAUGUCCUGGAUGUUGAGGAUUCUAUUUCUCGGAGAAAGGAAAUACCAUCUCAGGGCAGCCUUUUGGAAUCAUCUUCGUCAUUCAUCCCAGCUGCAAUAGAUGGCAAGACUGUUGAUGCUAUGUCAAACGGUUCUGCCCUCCUCCUAGAAAGUAAAUCAUCCUCUGAAUUAAUUACUUCACCCAAGGAUUCUCUGGAGGUGGACCACUGCAGUGGAAGUAUUGAAAUUGAGAAAAACUACUCACCAAUCCAGGAACAUGCUGCUAACAACUCUGGAACAACAAAUAAGGAGAAUCCCCCAACAGCCUCUUUGCGAAGCUAUUCUCCUUCCAAUCUGGUGUUAUCUAGUGAAAUAAAACGAACCAAAAUGCUGGCUUCAUCAAAUGGCUUCUCAUUCCCUGUCACGGCUGCACCGGGUGCCCACUCACAGGCCCCUCCAACGCCUACUAUGGCAUCUCCACCUGCACUACAUGUUGGAAAGCACAAAUCUUCUGCACUACCCAGUGUGCCAGUUACUUCCCCGGAAAGUGCUCCAAGGUUUUUGAAACGAGUUUCAGAAGAAAGCUCAAUUUCAGACAAGCACAAUAAGAAGUUAAAUGGAGAAAUUCCGCCGGUUUCUUCCAAGGGUGCUGGACAUGUUGCAUCAUUCACUAGUAACCCUGUAUUUACUGUUGCCAGUUCCAAGCCUACAACCUUAAGUAAUGGGCUAGAACAUACAUCAAAAUCAACUGCCUCUGCUGUUCUGGCUUCUAAUAAACCGAACAACCCAUUUUUGUCUACAAAUACUGCCUCUUCCCAAUCUGCUAGAGCACCAACAUCUGGAAGUGCCAAUGCGCCUUUCAAUUUCUCACCAAAGUUUGGUGGUGCAAGUUUGUUAGCUGCCCAGAACAAAUCCAAGGCAGGAAGCAGCAGUGCCCCAUUUAAUUUCUCUCCGCAGUUUGGUAGUGUGAAUUUGGUCGCGUCUCUGGAUAAGUCCAAAGUAACCUCACCUGAAUCAACGUUGUUGUCUGGAAACCAGUUCGCCCAACCAGGAAAUAACAAUUCAUUGUGCACACAGAGUUCAGCAAGUAAGUCGGAUAUGAUGUCUCCGGAAGAAUCAAACACGGGGAGCUUACCAUUUGGUUCAGCACCUCUGAGCCCUAGUCCUUUCAGUUUGAGCUCUGUAACUGCCUCUGGCACGACCUCUGUGAUUACAACUACUCCACUGCCUCUGCCAUCUAUGGCUUCUUCUGCUUUGGGGUCUAGUAAAGCAUUCUCGGUGUCACCAAUAUUUGGCAGCAGUCCAAUCACGACUGCUCCAUCGUCGUUUGGCAUGCCGAAUAAUGGUUCCGCUAUGUCCAUUAGCCCCUCUAGCGCUGUAUUUUCAUUCACUUCGGCCACACCUACAAUACCAGAUCCACCAUCCUCAACACCACUAUUUGGUAGCACGAUCCCAACUAUUGGCUUCAGUACAGGAACUGAUCAGAUGACUGUGGGGAAUAACCAUACUCUUUCUGUUACGGCCCCACCAUUUGGCUUUCAGAGCAAUUCACUGUCAACUCCAGCUUUCAGCGGCUUUCAGAGCAAUUCACUGUCAACUCCAGCUUUCAGCACGCCAGCUACUCAAUUCGCUUCCACCUCAACCACCUCACCUGGCAUUUUCCAGUUUGGCCAGCAGAGUCAAGCUUCGUCAGGUGUCUUUUCAAUGGGCACUGUCCGUGACAAUGACAAGUCUGGCAGAAGAAUUGUCAAGGUAAAGAGAAAGAAAUAGGCUACUCUGUUCAAAGUUGAUUGAGGCUCGGAACUUGCAGUCAAAUUGGCCUGUGGACCAGCCUACAUUGCAAAUUGAUAUGGCUCCCAGGGCUCUGGCGAUCGGCGAGUGUAGUGCAGCACAUUUGUUCACUUGAUAUCGACUGAUCUGGCAUGAGAUUGCCCGUGGCGUUUUUGGCACAGUACCUAUGGUGGACUCUCUCUAGUCUAUUUUGUUGAACUGAAUUUUGUUGCAUGAUUUUGUUCCCUGAUGUACCAUUACAAAAACAUUUGUAUAUCGAAGUAAUGUUUUGAGGUAUCUGUUCUUGUUA
Aegilops tauschii subsp. strangulata is the source of this 3491-nucleotide messenger RNA. RefSeq lists its product as uncharacterized. Gene Ontology annotation, biological process: nuclear membrane organization. Lineage: Eukaryota; Viridiplantae; Streptophyta; Magnoliopsida; Poales; Poaceae. The record is from RefSeq and is a predicted model, not a curated record. Gene Ontology annotation, cellular component: nuclear envelope.